GUUACAGCCUCUUCCUGGUGGCGGCACACGAGUUCGGCCACUCGCUGGGCCUGGAGCACUCCAGCAUCCGGGAAGCCCUCAUGUACCCCAUGUACACCUACCUGGCCGACCUCCAGCUUGACCUUGGUCGAGGAUCAGGCCCUCAGCCCACGCCGCCCAGCCCCCCUCCCCAGGACCCCACCGAAUCUGGGGACUCCUCCACCGUGGACGACGAUGGCUCUUCCGUGACCGAGACCCCUGCUGGGGACGGCCGGAGCAGCGCCUGCCGCCUGGGGGGCUUCGACGGGGUGGGCGAGAUCCAGAAGGUGCUGCACUUCUUCAAGGACGGGCAAUACUGGCGCAUGUCGGGCACUGGGGCCGGCCCCCUGGAGGGCCCCCUGCGCAUCCAGAGCACCUGGCCGGCCCUCCCGGAUGUGAUUGACGCGGCUUUCCAGGACCCUCUGACCAAGAAGCGCUUCUUCUUCUCAGGCCAGCGCUUCUGGGUGUCCCAGGGGCCACGCCUGGUCGGCCCUCGGAGCCUGGACAAGCUGGGCAUCGCGAGAGACGUGCGCAAGAUUGUGGGGAGCCUGAUUCGGACGAAGGGGAGGGUCCUGCUCUUCAGCGGAGACCAGUUCUGGAG
This is a messenger RNA of Notechis scutatus (mainland tiger snake), 619 nucleotides long. Lineage: Eukaryota; Metazoa; Chordata; Lepidosauria; Squamata; Elapidae. The record is from RefSeq and is a predicted model, not a curated record.